GGAAUCACAAAUGUUGAUCCCACAAUUUUUAAAUAACCCAUCUGUCCUCAUCUCAGCGUUUUGAUAAGAUAAUUUCUCAUAUUUUUCGCAAAUAUUUCUCAAUUGUUUGCUAAAAAUUUGCAAUGACAGACUACGAUCCAUAUAAUGAUUUCUGGGGAGAUUUCCUUACAGGAGUCGUAGUGACCAUUAUAGCCACACGAAUAAGUGAUAAAACUAAGGAUGAGAAUGAUGGUUGCAAUAAUAAAAAGACUAAGAAAAAGAACUACCUUGAUAUUUUGGAUGACUUUAUAAUUUUUGGUUCGCUUCAUGCCAUGAAUAUUUAUUAUUUCUUCAAGUGGUGGAGAUAUGAAAAUAAAUUUACCAAAGCCUUUGGGGUCAUUAUAUUUAUCUAUUCAAUUUUCUUCUUAUUUUUUGCGAUUUUUUUUAAUGUUAAAGAUGUUAAAGAUGAGAAAAAAAGGGGGUUUAUGAGGGGACACAAAUGUCUUAUUUUAUUUAUCACAGCGCUUCUUUUCUUUGUUAAUCCAAGUUCUAUUAAACAAAUUGAAGUCCCUAAUGAAUUUAGCAUGAAUAAGAAUUUUCACAAAAAUUGCGAGGAAUUACCAGCGAACUUUAAGGGCACCGGCUUGAACGAACCAGCUUUAUGGACGAUACAAAACCGAACUUUAAGGUACUUCGGCUUGGACUCGGAUAUGCUGAUAUGGCAUCCGGUUCUUUUGGCAUUUAACUUUGGAUGUUGGUUUCUUGGACUUUUUCAGUUGGAUUACUCGACGUUGUGAUUUCGGUGUUCUUUUUGUAGGAUGGUACCUUGCUGUAGAUCGGCGGCUUAGAAUGAAUUGGU
Molecule: messenger RNA, 838 nt
Organism: Rhizophagus irregularis DAOM 181602=DAOM 197198
Lineage: Eukaryota; Fungi; Glomeromycota; Glomeromycetes; Glomerales; Glomeraceae
Source: RefSeq, a predicted model, not a curated record